AUGAGAUUUCGAUGUCUUGCUCUUGGAUUCCGUUCGAGCAUUGAUUUAAUUGUUAACAAUGAUGAAACAAAGUUCAGGAUGUCUCCGGCAGCUUCGUUUGGGGAACGAUGGGCCCGUGACAACCUAACCAGACCCGUUUCAGAUGAAGAAAUAGCAAUAUUAAACAUAUUUCCAAUCACUAGUGAAGGUAAUGAAGUAGAUGCAUCUAAGAGAGCCAGGAAGUACUAUACUGCAAGAGGCCCCGGUGGUCUGUCGGAUUUAUGGCACAGAAGACACCCUGAUGAUGAAGACAUCCUGUCUAGCUGUCAAGAUGUAUAUAUAGUACCUCUUCGUGCACGCAGUGUAGGAGGGAAGCGUAUGACAAUAGUGCAUCUACCUGCACCCACGGCUCAGGAGCGGCCGCUCUCAGCAAAGGCCUUGCUGGCAAGGUGGCUCAUGAUCUUGGAUAUAAGGCUGCGGGAAGACCCAACACCGGGUGAAGAGGUCGUAUUUAUAGAUGUCAGUGAUUUACAACCGUCCCAUCUCAAAAACCAUUUCCGAGGGUCCUAUUGGAAGGAUUUUGUAUGGUGUAUGAAGUCGGUCUACCCCAUCAAAUUUUCUGAAGUACAUAUCAUCAACACAUACCGCUUGAAAACGAUGUCUUUGGUACUGUUACACCUCGGUCUGUACCCAUGGCGACGCAAAAUCAUCCAAUUACAUUCAGAUGCCGAGCAAAUUAACACCAUGAGUGCUGACUACUUUCCACCUGAAGGUCUACCGUACGAGUACGGUGGAAAGGCUGGCGCAAUGAAAGAUCUUAACGAUGAAUGGACAAAGAAACUAUUGCUCAAUUCGAAAUGGCUGCAGCUAGAAGAGCGUAAAUUCUACGAAACAGAAUUAAAACCAGAAAUAAAAAGAACACGUCACAAAAGCACUGUGCGUCUAACUAGAACCUCUUCGUAUGACAUGCUCACUCGCACUCAUUCCUGUCGUUCUCUUCAUAGGCAAGACGAUUUGGAUGAAGGGACACAAGGCGCUUAUAGGAUUUUAAAAGUGACAGAAAAACAUUUUUACGUA
Messenger RNA from Brenthis ino (lesser marbled fritillary), 1056 nucleotides. The record is from the annotation of a GenBank genome assembly. NCBI's taxonomy places the organism in Eukaryota, Metazoa, Arthropoda, Insecta, Lepidoptera, Nymphalidae.